Oncorhynchus masou masou (cherry salmon) is the source of this 5262-nucleotide messenger RNA. RefSeq lists its product as uncharacterized. NCBI's taxonomy places the organism in Eukaryota, Metazoa, Chordata, Actinopteri, Salmoniformes, Salmonidae. The record is from RefSeq and is a predicted model, not a curated record. The transcript has 4 exons. The coding region runs from base 1 to 1059 and encodes 352 amino acids.
AUGCUGGAUAAUUGGCGGGAACUGGAACAUUCUGUCGUACACGUUGAUCCAGAGCAUCCCAAACAUGCUCAAUGGGUGACGUGGCUGUUGAAACCGGGAUUCAUCCGUGAAGACCACACUUCUCCAGCGAGACCAGAGGUCAUCGAAGGUGAGCAUUUGCCCACUGAAGUCGGUUACGACGCCGAACUGCAGUCAGGUCAAGACCCUGGUGAGGACGACGAACACGCAGACUGUUUCUGUAGACAUUCUUCGGUUGUGCAAACCCUCAGUUUCAUCAGCUGUCUGGGUGGCUGGUCUCAGACCCAGUUUCAUCAGCUGUCUGGGUGGCUGGUCUCAGACCCAGUUUCAUCAGCUGUCUGGGUGGCUGGUCUCAGACCCAGUUUCAUCAGCUGUCUGGGUGGCUGGUCUCAGACCCAGUUUCAUCAGCUGUCUGGGAGGCUGGUCUCAGACCCAGUUUCAUCAGCUGUCUGGGAGGCUGGUCUCAGACCCAGUUUCAUCAGCUGUCUGGGAGGCUGGUCUCAGACCCAGUUUCAUCAGCUGUCUGGGUGGCUGGUCUCAGACCAUCCCUCAGUUUCAUCAGCUGUCUGGGUGGCUGGUCUCAGACCCAGUUUCAUCAGCUGUCCGGGAGGCUGGUCUCAGACCCAGUUUCAUCAGCUGUCCGGGAGGCUGGUCUCAGACCCAGUUUCAUCAGCUGUCUGGGAGGCUGGUCUCAGACCCAGUUUCAUCAGCUGUCUGGGUGGCUGGUCUCAGACCAUCCCUCAGUUUCAUCAGCUGUCCGGGAGGCUGGUCUCAGACCCAGUUUCAUCAGCUGUCUGGGUGGCUGGUCUCAGACCCAGUUUCAUCAGCUGUCUGGGUGGCUGGUCUCAGACCAUCCCUCAGUUUCAUCAGCUGUCCGGGAGGCUGGUCUCAGACCCAGUUUCAUCAGCUGUCUGGGUGGCUGGUCUCAGACCCAGUUUCAUCAGCUGUCUUGGAGGCUGGUCUCAGACCAUCCCUCAGUUUCAUCAGCUGUCUGGGAGGCUGGUCUCAGAUGAUCCCGCAGGUGAAGAAGCCGGAUGUUGAGGUCCUGGGUUGGCAUGGUUACACGUGGUCUGCGGUUGUAAGGCCGGUUGGACGUACUGACAAAUUGUCUAAAACAACGUUUGUUGAGCGGCUUAUGGUCGAGAAAUGAACAUUAAAUUCUCUGGCAACAGCUCUCAUAAUCUCAUAUCUCAUAAUGAUCAUGUCUCAAGUUUAAACAGGUGCACAUUAUGCUGACAAUAAAAGGCCACUCAAAAAUGUGCAGUUUUGUGACAAAACUGCACAUUUUAGUGGCCUUUAAUUGUCCCCCAGCACAAGGUGCACCUGUGUAAUUGAUCAUGCUUUUUCAUCAGCUUCUUGAUAUGCCACACCUGUCAGGUGGAUGGAUUAUCUUGGCGAAGGAGAAAUGCUCACUAACAGGGAUGUAAAACAAAUGUCUAUGUACAAUUUCUGUGAUCUUUUAUUUCAGUUCAUGAAACACUUUACAUGUUGCGUUUUUAUAUUUUUGUUCAGUAUACUUUUUGUUUUUUAAAUUGCCAGCGUCCUUGAAGCUAGAAUUGGGAUCACGUAUGCUCUGCUAAUGACCGUACAAAAAAAUAGUAAAGGAGAGUCAUGUACAGAAUGAGGAAUUUGUGGUAAGUGCCUGACGGCCGCCAUCUUUGACCUCUCACAGAGCAACUGCAUUGAGCAAACAGUCAGUGGUUGUAUCUGAUUAACAUGUAUUGAAAAGGUGUGGAUAUCUGCAAACAAAGGCAUGCAACUACAGAGGACAAACCAAGCUUCUAGACUAGAUCUUCUCUGACAGUGCAACAUCUGAACAUGUACAUCGUUUGACAAAGAUGCAAACUAAAUGAGUGCCAGACUGCCAGGUUUGGGGGAACUGUCCUGCAGACAACAGGUCUCCCAUGUGAGACAAGUCUGGAUUUCGGCCACCAUCACCCAAUUUGUCAAGCUCCACAGCUGUUGAAACCAGAGAUGGAUCAAAGUCUGUGUCAUCAUCAAUGGAUCAAGAUAUCAACCUCUGCCACUCUUCACUAAAGAGAGGACCGCUUCGGGGAUGUGUGCGUUACAGGAGAGACUGGCUACCACAGAUACAGCCCCAGGCCGGGUCUGUCUCUCUCCUCACCUCGCUGUCCGUCUCUCUCCUCACCUCGCUGUCCGUCUCUCUCCUCACCUCGCUGUCCGUCUCUCUCCUCACCUCGCUGUCUGUCUCCUCUCUCCUCUCCUUAUAGCCAAUGAUGAUGAUAACUGUAGAUCAGGGCCCGUAUCUACAAAGCGUCUCAAAGUAGGAGGGCUGAUCUAGCAUCAGUUUGACUUUUCAGUUUGAUCAUAAUGAAUCAUAAUGUAUACAGAUCCUAGAUCAGAAUGAAUCAGAUUUAUAGACAGAUCCUAGAUCAGAAUGAAUCAGAUUGUAUAGACAGGUCCUAGAUCAGAAUGAAUCAGAUUGUAUAGACAGAUCCUAGAUCAGAAUGAAUCAGAUUGUAUAGACAGAUCCUAGAUCAGAAUGAAUCAGAUUGUAUAGACAGAUCCUAGAUCAGAAUGAAUCAGAUUUAUAGACAGAUCCUAGAUCAGAAUGAAUCAGAUUGUAUAGACAGGUCCUAGAUCAGCAUUCUUACUCUCCACCACUCCUUGUAGUUUGAGCCUAUUUCUUUCAUAACUAGGGGGUCAAACAGGAAUUGUGUAGUCUUCCCGCCCAAUUUGACCUCUACUCUUCUGUUGUCUGAACCAAGGCAAUUCACCAUUUUUAUAAUCAAUUUAUCUAGGUAUAGAUUUAGAUGUACUGGGAUCAGUGGUUUGUUGUUUUUCCUGAGUGCCCUCAUCCCCAACCUUUUACAAAUGUAAUUAAACUUCCAGUAGAAAUUGUAGCAAGGAUCUGGUGUAGACCCCUGUAAUCUCGCAUGUCAGACAUUACAGUCACACAGUGAAGUUCUGUCUUAAGUAUUAUGCAAUAUUCUGAGACACUCAUCUGGCUCUGUGAGAUUAGAUUAGCAGCCACGUGAUUGGUUGAAAGCUGGAAAUAUCUCUCUACCUCAUUGACAGUUAGUGCUUUUCUACAUGAUUGAAAACGCUGUAGAGGCCAACAGAACACUAGUCCCGGUCCUACAGAGGGAGGUUAAUGAAUUACAUUGCCUUCCUUUUAGACUUCACGCCGUAUAAAGUACGUACCAUAAAACCUACUGUACCAAAAUUCACAGAACAUAAUUCAUACUUCGCCCAGCUCCUCCCCUUUCCCAGAAUGAUUUCGAUAACCUUGUCAACAAGGGUGUAUGAAUGGUACGAACCAAAUCAGGGUAGAUGUAGUUAGUUAGGGCCAGUCACUGUGUGCUGUGCCCCAGAUAUUCUUUUAUUUUUUAAAUUUGAUUUCUGACCUGUUUAGGUUGUAACAUUUGAUCCACCUUCCUUCCGGGAUCUGUGCAAUAUGCUAUCUCAUAACCUGUCUUGUUUUAUCUGAUAUGUAAUAUUGUAUGAACAAGUGACAAGUUGUUUUGAAAAACAACAAAAUCACCAACGUCUUCCAUUUUUAAGAAAUAUUGUACUCUUCAUAUGCAUUAGCUUUAUAUAGAGGGAUUGUGGUGCCCAAUAUUAUAACUAGCCACGCAUGAAAAGUAGCUAGUGAUGCUUGCUUACUAAAAGAGAAUUGUAGAGAAAUCGUUUUCUAAAAACAGACGGAACAAGUUUGUCUACUAAGUGGGAGAUUUGAAUUGAAAAUAUCUAUUCAGACUGAGAAAAUGUAUAACAUCUGUUCUAAACUGUUUUCUAUAGAAUGAACACUUAAAGAAUCAGACAUGAAGCGUGUUAGUCAUUGACCAAUAAAAUAAAUCGGUAAUAUCAGUAUACUGUAAUAUACCUGUAGAAUGAUACCUCAGUCUGGAAUGCAAACUGCUUUUGUUCAGAAAAUAUAUUUAGUAAAAAAUAAAAAAAAUAAAAAAGCAAGCCAUAACAUAUUUGGUUAGACAUUUUUUAGAAGCAAUAACAAUUAUGCAUGAUUUGUGUAUUUUUAUCUAUUAUAAUCUGUUUUUUAAAAGGAAUUUUUAGGAUAUUAUUAGCUAUAAUCAACCUUUUUGUUUAGAGGGAAGAGUAUUGAAUAUACUCCUACUUUAGAAUGUAGUAUGUUCUAAGGAUGAACCACUCAGCUGGACAUGAAAUACCACACAAACAUAUUAAACAUAUUAUAUGGGGCGGCAGGGUAGCCUAGUGGAUUAGAACAUUGGGCUCGAAACCAAAAGGUUGCAAGAUCAAAUCCCUGAGCUGACAAUGUAAAAAUCCGUCGUUCUGACCCUGAACAAGGCAGUUAACCCACUCAUUAGUAGGCCGUCAUUGAAAAUAAUCUUAACAGACAUGCCUAGUUAAAUAAAAUUUGUAAGUCGCUCUGGAUAAGAGCGUCUGCUAAAUGACUUAAAUGUAAAUGUAAAAUAAAAACUGAAAGGCUGCAUUUUGGAUUGGCAAAAACACAUGUGUAUUAUUGGAAACUCUAUUCAGGCUUGUGUCCUAAACUACAUUUUUGGUGGGGUUCUGGUCAAAAGUAGUGCACUUUUAUACAGAAUAGGGUCCCAUUUGGGACAGAGCAUCAGAUUCAUGCCUUCUGUAAGAACCAUUGAUUUUUAGGUUGCCUAUUUUAAUGCCUCUCGUUUUUCCCCCUCUGUUACUUUGUUCCACCAUUGUCCAGAUCAAACUAUCAUGUAUACAUGUCUAUUAUGCAUCUUUCCUAAUAACUGAAAGCAAUAGAUGCCUCAAGGAGAACACUAUAAAGCAUUUCUUGCUACCAUCCUCCUGUCUUGAAUACUGUGUUUCAAAACGAUUUGUAAUGUGGCAAAUGGUUCGGAUCAGCACAAAGAUUAUGCAUGAUAAAGUAAAUAAUUUGUAUUGCAUGCAAUAAUAAACUUUUCAUUUGUGUUGCUCAAUAGAGCCAUGAUACUGAAACUAAUGUUUGCUAUUAGUACAUUGACUAUCUUGCAUAACAGGGAUCGUUGUUGACAUUUACAGGGAACACAUUGUAACCACUUGUUCUGAUCAAAAUGACUUGAUGUACAAUGUUGCCCAUAUCCUGAAAACACAGUCAGGUUGUACUAUCAUUUCACACCGUGGAGUGGAAUGAUGGCACAGACUGUAUUGAUCUACUCGUAACCAACAGAAUGAGUGUACUGUGGUUUAACUAUGCAGUCCAGAGGCCCUGGCCAUGCUGAAACCAGUCUGUCUUGUAUCAACUGAAUAAUCUACAAUAAAUAGCAACAUGGUGCCAAUAAA